Messenger RNA from Pocillopora meandrina, 7456 nucleotides. NCBI's taxonomy places the organism in Eukaryota, Metazoa, Cnidaria, Anthozoa, Scleractinia, Pocilloporidae. The record is from the annotation of a GenBank genome assembly.
AUUAAUUUCCUUUUAAAUUGGUUUCGAUGGCGAAGAAAUUCAAGCUGUCAAAUGACCGUGAGCUCUUUGAUUCGUUUUUUCCUGGACUGGUCGAUGAUAUUGUGAAGGAGAACGAGAAUGAUCCGGAAACCGGAGAAGCAGCUCGACAUAUGCGUGAGGUAAUAUUGAAAUUGAAAGUAGCACUAAGUCCUCUAUAAACUUAGUCAGCGAUCUUUGUGUUUCAAAAAGUCACUAUUUGGUGCUAAAUAGCAAUCAACUCGCCCCGAAAUUAAUAUAACCCUAAAACAUACUGUUAUAAACUCUAAAGAAAAGCCAAGAAAGGCCAUCAACCUUGUUAGUCCGGCCUUAGACCAUGUUGUUAAGAUGAAACCUUCAUGGUCCAGCCCCAAUCACAUCAGAUAACAAGUGGAUUCCUUUUUUGGAGAUUUUAAUUCGAUUUUUCUGUAAUUAUUGAUCGGUGUGUGUUCUUAUUUCUGCCAGGUAUUGGAAUAUAAUGUUCCUGGAGGUAAUUUACAAUUCAUUCAUUUGUCAUUUUAUGUACCCUAAACUUUGCACCUGAUCAGGAUCAGCAGGAAAUGUCUUGAGAAACCUAGGGUUUUCAUAUCUGGUUGUAAGGGUAUAAGCUUUUUUCUUCUCACCCAUCUGGUAUUGUAAGCAUUGACUGUUUAGUUUCCAGAGACUGUUUUUCAAGGGGAUGGAAAAUAAUGUUGAAAAACCUUAAAAUAAUUGAGAAUUUCCCUUGAGCCAAGCAACUUAAACUAUCACAGGAUUGAGUUAGGCAAAGAUUAUUACAGACAUGACUGUCUCCAAUGAAUUCUGUUGGCAUACUCCCCAUUACAAACUCCCCCUCCCUGCCGCCCUUGCAAGUUCUCCCCCUGAAGUAAAACAAGUUCUCCCCUCAUUUUCAGCAGUUUUUCCUGGCCACCUUUGUUUGUUUGCCCCCAAAUGUUUCACCUUGUUACAGCAGAACAUUUUCCUUUUUUGUAAAAAUUGUAACAUAUUUUGGUCAACUUGCAAUUUCAUAGCAAAAUCAUGAAAAAGUUCAAUCAACAUGCAAAUUCUAAGGCAUGUCUACUGCAUGAGUAAGGCUAAGCUGUUACAUUGCAUUCACCCCUCAAAUACUAUGAGCAUUUUUUUGUAUAUAAGUUGUCCUUUUAAACUGUUUCUGUCUGUUUUUUGUUGUUGUUGUUGUUGUUCCUUUUCUUUUAAAGAAGGAGAAAAAUGAUAAGAAUUAUUGAGGAUUUCCUUUUAUUGAUGUGAAGCAACAUUGCGUUUUUCUCAAAUACCUUAUGUAGGAAAAAAGAAUCGUGGCCUUUCUGUGAUUGGAUCAUUACGGCACCUUAUUAGUCCUGAUAAGCUAACAGAGACAGAUGAGAAGAAUGCAAUUAUACUUGGUUGGUGUGUAGAGUGGGUGAGUUUGAAAAAUUCACUUGUUUUGAAUUAAGGGUCUUUUGCUCUGAUGUUUUUUCUGUUUCCAUAGAUUUCAGAGUUCCACAUAUGUGUUUGGUUGAAUUAAGUUUGGUAUAAUGUGGAGCUGAAUUAUAUAUCCUAGUGGUAUUUGGCUAUUUAUAAAAAAAAGGCUGACUGACAAGUUUUAGUGACUUGACACAAACACUGGUAAACCUGAUACAACAAUAAACUCACUAGGCUCUGUUUGCUGAUUGUUUCAUAGUUACAAGCCUUCUUCCUGGUUGCCGAUGAUAUCAUGGAUGAAUCAUUGACAAGACGAGGCAAGCUUUGCUGGUAUAGAAAGGUGAUCUUAGAUCAAAUAUAAAGGAAACUUGUUUCAAGAGAAACAAGUCCUUCUGGUUUGCCUAUUGAGAUAAGGGGAAACCUUUGUUGCUUUGUGGUUAGUGGACUAAAGACCUCAAAUUGAGAGGUCUGGAUGUAAACUCUGGUCAGGGUCAAUCACAUUGUGUGUGGGUACAAAACACCCAACUCUUAAGCCUGGUUUUGCUAGCAAGACAAGCAAAAGGGCAAGCACAAAUUCACACAUUAGGAAAAUUAUCAUCAUCAUAGCAGUCCAUCAGGGGCAACAGUGACUGUGUGGACCUUGUUAACUUGGGCAACCAUUUCAUGAAACUGCUUGCAAAGUGUUUCAUUACCCCUGGCUUUUGCUGGACUAGGGACACAUUCUUGACAGAUAUUAUCAGUGGCAAGGACAGACUGACUCCAGUAUCUGUUGCAGUGACUGACCAGAUGAUUGGUUUGUUUAUCUCUGCUCUUUGUGUAUUGCAUGUCAUAAUGCACUGACUGGCAAAAGUACAUCAUGGACCUUUCGACAGAUGUGUUGAUCAUCUACCAGAAUGUCCAGACUCACCCUGUGUAACUGGGAGUGGUCCACCUCAAACAUUAAGAUAGAUAUUGUUUUUAGUUCUGUCAGGAUGCCCAGUUUCACCCUCCACAAGGGGCAGGUUUGCCAGUUGAAUCCCUGACUUCCUGUCCUGUGACAAAGGUAGUACCGGUUUUCAUGGUUAUUCAGUAGCAUGCAAACCAAUGCUUGACCUAACAUGAGAUAUGUCAAAGGAAAACUAAAAUUACUUGAGUCUAGAGCUAGAUCUUUCUGUGUGGGUUUUCUAACUUAUACCCAAGGUCACAUGACCAGUUUUCCUAAUUUGUUGAAGUUUGAGAUUAGAAAAACUGCCAUCUUGAUCUUUUUCCUUACUCUUUUUUGGACUUUGAACUAAUACAUUACAACUAGUACAAUAAAAGCAAAAAUUUCUGACCUUUGUUCUUGUUCUUGUUCUUGGGCUUGUGUUUAUGUUUACAUCAAGGCCAUUUCACAGUGAAAUAUGAACAGUUGUGCUUGUGUUAACUUUAUGCUUGCAUUUGUGCUUGUGUUGCUAGUGAAAACCAGGCUUUCUAAUUUGUCCUUCCACCCUAGUGAACUGUCAAGAAGACCUGAGAAAAUAAUAACUGGGUAGUAACUAUUUGCUUCAAACUGUAGAGAGGGGUGAGGUCUGCUGGAGAUAUUGUCCUUCUUGCCCAAAGGCCAACUUCACAAAUAUGAAAGUGCUCUUUGCAGUAAUGAAUGCUACUUGAGAAGCAGUGAAAAUAAGAUGUGAAAAAAAAUUCAAGCCUGCAUCUGUGAUACCAAAGCAGUGCUCUACCAAGAGAGCUAACAAGCCAACAGGGAGCUGGUCACUAUGUUGGUUCCAAAUAAACCCAUUAAGUGAUGAGUAAAUAACUGUGAAUAUUGUGUGAACAAUAGAUAAAGAUGUGAAUAUGAAAGCGAUUUUCACCAACUUUAAUUGACUUUAUUUCAAGGUUGCAAUAAUGUCCUUAUCUGUUACCUGAUCCUAGACUUGACUUUUAAGGAGUUCCUUUUUUUUUUCUCUUUUUUGGUUACUGUGCGAGAUAAUUAUUGUUUUUCUUUUUUCUCUGUGUAGACUGGAAUUGGGAAUAUUGCUGUCAAUGACUUUCUUCUCAUAGAAGCCACAAUAUACAAACUGCUAAAGAAACAUGUAUUUCAAGAGCCAUAUUAUGUUGAUGUUUUAAAUUUAUUUCAUGAGGUUAGUACUGAGAUCACUCAAUACAGGUUUAAAAAUGUUAAACACAAACUAGAAAUGUGUUUAAAGACUGUACAUAAUUAUGGAUAAAACCUGAAAAGUGAGUAAGUACCUUAAUAAAUAAAUUCCAGUUAAAGUGCAGUUGAAGUAAUGUUUGUUGCAAAACAGAAUGUCAUUUCCUUAAAAUACUAAUAUUAAACUUUUGAAGAGAGUAACUUUGUGGGUGUGCUUUCCCAGUAAUUCAGUUUGAAGAAGCUUGUUUUUCUCACUGGCAGACAUUUUUAUCAUGGGUAAUUGAAUCAAUGGCUGACAUUUUUUUGUGGAUCUGCUUCUAAGGUUACUUAUCAAACUGCAACUGGACAAACAUUAGACCUUAUCACCAAGCCUGGCACAAAUUUUGAGAAUUUUACCAUGGAAAGGUAUUGUAGCCACUUUAUGACUGAAAUUAGGAUUCAGUGUCAAAAUUGCAAACAAUGCUAAAACUGAAAACUUACAGAGAAUAUAAAAGAUCCUAUCUUAACACAAAGAUUUUGAAGACAUCAAAUGACAGGAGUUAUGUUUGCCAUUUGCUAAAAUGCAGCCAAAGGAAAAGUAGACAAAGAACACAAUAUAAUUUUUAUUAGGAUGGUUGCUUGAACAUAAUUAAUCAGUGCUGGGUACAGGUAAGGUGAUAUGGUGAAAGCAAUGAUGUAAACAUCAGAGUUGCAGUUUAUAUUGGAAGCUCCCUAACAGUGUACAAUCUUUUACUCAGUGUUCACAUUGUUACAGUUGAUGUCAAUGGGUUCAUUGUGAUUUAGUCAAUUAUUUUGUAUGCUUUUAGUUUGUGCUAAAAUUAUACAAAAUCAGGCCAUCUUUUUGCCCUGUGUCUCCUUCAAGUUCCAUUUGUUUACUUAAUUUGUAUUUUUUUUGCCUUAAGUUUUGUCAUCUGUUGCCAGUUUUGUUUCACAUACUAAUUAGGUGUUUAUCACUUCCUUUAUAAGUAAAGUUUAAUGUUUUGAAAUCAAGAAUCUGUGGCUUUGCUGUUGUGUCUCUGCACACAGAUUGUGACUGAAUGAAUUGGUAGGAAAAUAAACAAUGGAAAGAUAGGAGGGGCCCAUGCUACCCCUCCAGGCUAGGUUACUAAGCACUUCAUCCCUUUUUCAGAUACAAAGCUAUUGUGAAAUACAAGACAGCAUACUAUUCAUUUUAUUUGCCAGUUGCACUGGCAAUGUAUAUGGUGAGGAUCCAAAAAGUAGCUUUAUUGUUGUGAAAUUUCUGAUAUUCAAACAUGGCCUCCAUUUUAAACCAUAAAUGUUAGCUUUGGUAUUAACAUCUGUGAUUGGAAAGGACUAUUUUUUCUAAGUGGUUAACUUUCUGUAUUUGUAGGCAGGUAUAAAGGAUACAACAUCUCAUGAGAAUUCCAAAGAAAUUUUACUAGUGAUGGGGGAAUUUUUUCAAAUUCAGGUGAGGCAUUUUGCAUCAAUUCUAUAUGAGAGGGAACAGUCAUUCAAGCCCCCACAAGUGGAGAUAAACUGGUCCAGUGAUUAGAACAAUGAAUUCUGCUUUAGAAGAAAGAUCCUGGUUCCAAAGCCCAGGGUGCCAUCCUUUUUUGUGUUCUUGAACAAGAAUUUGACUCUUAUAUAGCAUCUCUCCGCCCUGGAGUAACUACAGGGUAACUACAACAUGAACAAGGAAAUGUGAUGGAGGAUCUCUCUCAAAUGCAGCAAGAUCUUCACAUGAUGGACGAAAAUGAUUUAUUGAUGAAAGUAAAUUUAGGAGCAGAAAUACUUAAAAUCGAAGAGUUUGGACUUUUGCUACCUUACAUGUACAUCAACUUUGAUGUUCACAGGAUGACUACUUGGACUGCUAUGGGGACCCAGCGGUUACAGGAAAAGUAGGCACAGAUAUUGAAGAAGAAAAGUGCUCUUGGCUGAUUAUUCAAGCUCUUCAAAGGAUAUCUACAGACCAGAUGCAAAUUUUAAAGGUGCAAGAGCUAUUAAUGUAAUCAAAUAUAUUUGUAUGUAUUUUUUUCCAAAAUACGUUUUUGAGUUCACGAGCAGUUAAGUAGCUGCUGUUGUUCAGCAGCCCACCCUCCCUUUCCCCUGUUUUUGUCUUCCACUGAUCUAAUCACUGUCUGUGGAUACUCCAAUCACUUACCUUGCAUUUACUUUACGGCUAAACGUGUUCAAAGCAGUGUUUAAACUUGAGCUGGUGUUCGACGAAAUCUAUGUGUGCGCUUCAUGUGGUUUCCGCUUCCAACUUACGAUUCAUUCAUUUUUUGGACCUCUGAUAUACCCUACUUUUAAAUACUUAUAUCGACCAGCUACUUUGCUAGUAUUCUAAUUUUAUUAAUUUUCAGAUUAUGUAAUGACUUGUAGGAUGAGAUAAGAUUUUUCACAUUUAGAACAAAAAGCCUAACCCUAAUGGCUGCCUUCUCUCCUAGAGAUUUCCAUUGUACACAGCAGGCACUCGUAGUAAGAAACAGGAAUUUAACUAUGUUUUGUUUUGGAUUCUUUUUUCUCCAGGAUAAUUACGGUAAAAAAGAUUCUGCGUCAUCCGAGGUGUGCAGCUCGCCUUCUAAUUUUAUUAAUCUUCAUAUUAUGUAAUGACUUGCAGGAUGAGCUUAAAUUUAUUAAAACCCCACCCGUAUUCCCUGCUUUCCCUCCAAGAGAUUCUUAUUCCACAAGUUUGACACUCGAAAUAAGAAACAGGCAUUUACCGGUAAAACUGUUCUAUUUCGGUCACUUUUUUUUUGAGGAGAAUUACAGUGGAACGAAUUCUGCGUCAUCCGAGAAGGUUGAGAUUUAAUUCAUUUUCAGCUCAUGUAAUGACUUGCAGGAUAAGCUAAGAUUUAUUAGUAUUGGUAAUAACAUGAUUACGAGUGUAAUUUCAAUUGUUGUUGAUAAGCACGAUUAAAUUUUUCAAAGACAACAAAAUUGUGCCUAUUUACAUCAAAUUGUACGCGAAAUGAUUCUAUUUCUUAUUAAUAAAUUACUUGAAAAAAAGUAUCACGGAAAGUCAAAACAGACGAAAUUUUGACAGCGCACGCGCUAUUUGUAAAUUGCACUUGUGUUACAACUUUGCACCCGUGUUAUUUGAAAAAUGCACUCGUUUUCAGCCAAUCAGAAGAGUGUGAAUUUUUUAUGUGAAGUAUUACAAUUAGAACAAGAGUCUAUCUUCUCUCUCAGAGAUUUUCAUUGUACACGACAAGCACUCGUGAUGAGAAACUGGAAUAUAACUCUGUUGUAUUUUGUUUACUUUUUUCCAGGAGGAUAAAAGUAAAAAAGAUUCAUCCAAGGUGAAAAAAUUAUACCAUGAGCUCAACUUGAAGCAGGUAUUUAAGGACUACGAAGAGGAAAGUUACAAGAACAUUGUAGAACUUAUAUCGCAGAAAUCUGGCAACCUGCCUGAAGGAUUAUUUCUAGAAUUUGUGAAGAAAAUAUACAAGCGGAAUAAAUGAGCAGUUGUGCUCCAAACAAGGUUCAUUAUUAUUGAGCGACCACUACACUGUCAUUUUGACUGACAGUAAUACCGGCAGAAGAAGACACAGCUGUGCUGGUAACAAUCGCUUCCUCCUUCAAUUAGCUGUGUGAAGUUUAGCGAGAUGAACGCGCGGCUGAAGAGUAAUGAGACUUUGCCUCAAAAUGCAAUUGCACGUGUCAUAUUAUGGAAGCACGGCUGUGCGGAUGUGGAGAUUUACAUGAUAAGCUGAAUUGUCUACGAGUUUUUAUUAGUUCUUAAGGUCUAUUAGAGACAGAAGUAUAGAUGACGUUACUUUUAAUGAUGUUUUACGUCUUUACUGUAGAAAAUAAAUGGACUCUAUGUUGCCGUGGCUCUGUUUAGUAACUGAUCACGAAGCACAUUAAAAUUUGGUAAGAAAAUCAGUGGCACACUCAGCUGCGCACUGUGUGUCAGUUUCUUUUUUCCUUUAUUAAGCGGUCACCCCACCAUUCCCCGUGCUUAGCUGC